CAGUGAAGAUGGCGUCGGGUAGCGGGACAAAAAACUUGGACUUUCGCCGAAAGUGGGACAAAGAUGAAUAUGAGAAGCUCGCCGAGAAGAGGCUCACAGAAGAGAGAGAAAAGAAGGAUGGAAAACCAGUGCAGCCUGUCAAGCGGGAGCUUCUGCGGCACAGGGACUACAAGGUGGACCUGGAAUCCAAGCUUGGGAAGACAAUUGUCAUUACCAAGACCACUCCGCAAUCUGAGAUGGGAGGAUAUUACUGCAAUGUCUGUGACUGUGUGGUGAAGGACUCCAUCAACUUCCUGGAUCACAUUAAUGGAAAGAAACAUCAACGAAACCUGGGCAUGUCUAUGCGUGUAGAACGUUCCACCCUGGAUCAGGUGAAAAAACGCUUUGAAGUCAACAAGAAGAAGAUGGAAGAGAAGCAAAAGGAUUAUGAUUUUGAGGAAAGAAUGAAGGAGCUCAGAGAAGAGGAAGAAAAGGCCAAAGCCUAUAAGAAAGAGAAACAGAAGGAGAAGAAAAGGAGGGCUGAGGAGGACUUGACAUUUGAGGAGGAUGAUGAGAUGGCAGCUGUGAUGGGCUUCUCUGGCUUUGGUUCUACCAAGAAGAGUUACUGAGGCUUUCUAUGGUUGGCCCUUUGCUAGGCCUAAUUUUGUAUGUGUCGGGGUCAUUUCUUUUUUGGGCACUUGGGGAAAGUCCUUAAGAAUGGCAAUGGUGAGAGUUAGAGGGUGAAUGUGGUUUCUCUCUACCUUGGGAGAGGGCACAAGACAACAGAGGUAAUACUGUGGCACAUUCCUUCAUCCUCAGUAUAUCACUGGAGUCACAGUACCUCUGCCCAUCUGAAUUCCCAAUUAAGCAGCCUCCCCUGCUGAGGUUGCUUUCCCAAAACUCCCCCUGCAUCUUUGCCUCUACAUUUACCCAGUUCCUUGUCUGAGCAUUAUGUGUUUAUCCUGUCUUCUGCCUUUUAAAUUUGGACUCUUAGCUCAGCCUGCAGCAGAAGGGUUCUCCGAGUACCCCCAGGUUCCAGUUGAUGGCAUAUCCCUGACCAGCCCUAUCCCUCUCCCUCUCCCAUCUUGCCCUGUGGUUCUUUAGCCACCUGUGCAUGCAUGUGUACUUUUGCCUGGGUCAGUGUGUGUGGCUGUGUGUGCAUGAAUCUGUCACAUAGAGGGACCUGAGCUAGAACCCCAGAGGAUUGCUGCGCUGGGGCCUGAUGUUCUCAACUUCCUCAGAGCAUGUAACAGGAAACUAAAUGGGAUGAGUGUUUGGUGUGGUUUGUGUCCGGUGAGUUUUUUAACUGUUGUUCAGAUGCAGACUGUUUCAGCUUCUCAUGUUUGUUUCAUUUUAUUGAGGAGUUCUGUUUUUGUCUUCCUUGUGAGCAGGCUCUUAGAAGAACCUGUUUGAUGC
Messenger RNA from Chrysochloris asiatica (Cape golden mole), 1395 nucleotides. RefSeq names its product zinc finger, matrin-type 2 (gene ZMAT2). Gene Ontology annotation, biological process: mRNA splicing, via spliceosome. The transcript is spliced from 6 exons. The coding region runs from base 9 to 608 and encodes 199 amino acids. The record is from RefSeq and is a predicted model, not a curated record. NCBI's taxonomy places the organism in Eukaryota, Metazoa, Chordata, Mammalia, Afrosoricida, Chrysochloridae. Gene Ontology annotation, cellular component: spliceosomal complex; U4/U6 x U5 tri-snRNP complex. Gene Ontology annotation, molecular function: zinc ion binding; nucleic acid binding.